Homo sapiens (human) is the source of this 5336-nucleotide messenger RNA. It is a transcript of the gene ZFY, whose product is annotated as zinc finger protein Y-linked. Gene Ontology annotation, biological process: regulation of DNA-templated transcription. Bases 418 to 2823 code for a protein of 801 amino acids. NCBI's taxonomy places the organism in Eukaryota, Metazoa, Chordata, Mammalia, Primates, Hominidae. Gene Ontology annotation, cellular component: nucleus. The transcript has 8 exons. The record is from RefSeq and is marked reviewed. Gene Ontology annotation, molecular function: metal ion binding; DNA binding.
AGUGCUCCAGAGAAAGGCCGUCCUGCAGCACCCGCCGCUGUCGCCGACCGCCCGCACAUCCGUCGGGUGAGUCCCGCGUGCCCCCGCGGCCGCGGGGCCUAGUGCGCGCGCAGUAACCUGUUUGUGGCCUGGUCGGCGUCCCGUAGGGCGCCCUCCCGCGCUAGGCCGGCCGGCGUGGCGCUCGGCGCCGAACAGGCCCCGAGGAGGCCGCAGUUAGGCCUAGUGAUUAUCCAGUUGCCCUGAGCGGCUGCGGAGGUGCGCUCCAUAAGCGGGCAGGGUGGGAAAAGUUCGCCCGUUUGUCCGGAAGGCAGUUGAUGGACCUGGGGUCGACACCACUGCGGACGCAGGGCACGGCACGGGGGCGAGAAGGCGAAGGCUGCAGGCGUGAGGAGCUGUGACUAAUGAGAAUUAAAGGCCAUGGAUGAAGAUGAAUUUGAAUUGCAGCCACAAGAGCCAAACUCAUUUUUUGAUGGAAUAGGAGCUGAUGCUACACACAUGGAUGGUGAUCAGAUUGUUGUGGAAAUACAAGAAGCAGUUUUUGUUUCUAAUAUUGUGGAUUCUGACAUAACUGUGCAUAACUUUGUUCCUGAUGACCCAGACUCAGUUGUAAUCCAAGAUGUUGUUGAAGAUGUUGUCAUAGAGGAGGAUGUUCAGUGCUCAGAUAUCUUAGAAGAGGCAGAUGUAUCUGAAAAUGUCAUCAUUCCUGAGCAAGUGCUGGACUCAGAUGUAACUGAAGAAGUUUCUUUACCACACUGCACAGUCCCAGAUGAUGUUUUAGCUUCUGACAUUACUUCAACCUCAAUGUCUAUGCCAGAACAUGUUUUAACGAGUGAAUCCAUGCAUGUGUGUGACAUUGGACAUGUUGAACAUAUGGUGCAUGAUAGUGUAGUGGAAGCAGAAAUCAUUACUGAUCCUCUGACGAGUGACAUAGUUUCAGAAGAAGUAUUGGUAGCAGACUGUGCCCCUGAAGCAGUCAUAGAUGCCAGCGGGAUCUCAGUGGACCAGCAAGAUAAUGACAAAGCCAGCUGUGAGGACUACCUAAUGAUUUCGUUGGAUGAUGCUGGCAAAAUAGAACAUGAUGGUUCCACUGGAGUGACCAUCGAUGCAGAAUCAGAAAUGGAUCCUUGUAAAGUGGAUAGCACUUGUCCUGAAGUCAUCAAGGUGUACAUUUUUAAAGCUGACCCUGGAGAAGAUGACUUAGGUGGAACUGUAGACAUUGUGGAGAGUGAACCUGAAAAUGAUCAUGGAGUUGAACUACUUGAUCAGAACAGCAGUAUUCGUGUUCCCAGGGAAAAGAUGGUUUAUAUGACUGUCAAUGACUCUCAACAAGAAGAUGAAGAUUUAAAUGUUGCUGAAAUUGCUGAUGAAGUUUAUAUGGAAGUGAUCGUAGGAGAGGAGGAUGCUGCUGUUGCAGCAGCAGCAGCUGCUGUGCAUGAGCAGCAAAUUGAUGAGGAUGAAAUGAAAACCUUCGUACCAAUUGCAUGGGCAGCAGCUUAUGGUAAUAAUUCUGAUGGAAUUGAAAACCGGAAUGGCACUGCAAGUGCCCUCUUGCACAUAGAUGAGUCUGCUGGCCUUGGCAGACUGGCUAAACAGAAACCAAAGAAAAAGAGAAGACCUGAUUCCAGGCAGUACCAAACAGCAAUAAUUAUUGGCCCUGAUGGUCAUCCUUUGACUGUCUAUCCUUGCAUGAUUUGUGGGAAGAAGUUUAAGUCGAGGGGUUUUUUGAAAAGACACAUGAAAAACCAUCCUGAACACCUUGCCAAGAAGAAGUACCACUGUACUGACUGUGAUUACACUACCAAUAAGAAGAUAAGUUUACAUAACCACCUGGAGAGCCACAAGCUGACCAGCAAGGCAGAGAAGGCCAUUGAAUGUGAUGAGUGUGGGAAGCAUUUUUCUCAUGCAGGGGCUUUGUUUACUCACAAAAUGGUGCAUAAGGAAAAAGGGGCCAACAAAAUGCACAAGUGUAAAUUCUGUGAAUAUGAGACAGCUGAACAGGGGUUAUUGAAUCGCCACCUCUUGGCAGUCCACAGCAAGAACUUUCCUCAUAUUUGUGUGGAGUGUGGUAAAGGUUUCCGACACCCGUCGGAACUGAGAAAGCACAUGCGAAUCCAUACCGGCGAGAAGCCAUACCAAUGCCAGUACUGUGAAUAUAGGUCUGCAGACUCUUCUAACUUGAAAACACAUAUAAAAACAAAGCAUAGUAAAGAGAUGCCAUUCAAGUGUGACAUUUGUCUUCUGACUUUCUCAGAUACCAAAGAAGUGCAGCAACAUACUCUUGUCCACCAAGAAAGCAAAACACAUCAGUGUUUGCAUUGCGACCACAAGAGUUCAAACUCAAGUGAUUUGAAACGACAUGUAAUUUCAGUUCAUACGAAAGACUAUCCUCAUAAGUGUGAGAUGUGCGAGAAAGGCUUUCACAGGCCUUCAGAACUUAAGAAACAUGUGGCUGUCCACAAAGGUAAAAAAAUGCACCAAUGUAGACAUUGUGACUUUAAGAUUGCAGACCCAUUUGUUCUAAGUCGCCAUAUUCUCUCAGUUCACACAAAGGAUCUUCCAUUUAGGUGUAAGAGAUGUAGAAAGGGAUUUAGGCAACAAAAUGAGCUUAAAAAGCAUAUGAAGACACACAGUGGCAGGAAAGUAUAUCAGUGUGAGUACUGUGAGUAUAGCACUACAGAUGCCUCAGGCUUUAAACGGCACGUUAUUUCCAUUCAUACAAAAGACUAUCCUCAUCGGUGUGAGUACUGCAAGAAAGGCUUCCGAAGACCUUCAGAAAAGAACCAGCACAUAAUGAGACACCAUAAAGAAGUUGGUCUGCCCUAACAGUGUGUCUACAAGCUUGUAAAGAUGUUGGCCUUGAAGCAGAAAAUUCAUUUUUUAAAGCCAGUCUUGUUCACAUCCAUUACUAUACAUUGAAUUAUGCUGUGUAAAAAUAGAAUUAUUGCUUCUAGUCCACUUUUCUUUACAUUUUAUUCAAUACGCUGUCCUGAAUCCUAUUCAGUUUCUUUAAUAGAUGAGGAAAAAUAGCAACAAGCAAGUUGCUUAUAAUAAAAUAAUUUGUGAUUCUAUACUGAAUUUUCAGUCAUAAAAGCUUUACUAUUUAUUUACAUAUUUAUUCAUGUUCAUGGUACUCUUCUAAGACAAAAUCAGAUUGAUAACUAUGAAAGUAACAUUUUUGACCCAUUUCCUCCUACACAAGUGUUUCACAUUGGAGACAUCUGCUAAUAUAAAUGGGAGGUUUUACUGUCAAGUCCAAUUAGCAAAACGUGGUAAUAAUUUUUUUGUCAGUAUUUUCAGAUUACAUGAUAAAAUUUUACAUUUGAGCUUCUAGCAUUGAUUAAUAUAGGAUAUUGACCACGUUUAUGUUUAAAUUUCAUUUUGUUCAGCAGACAAAAUGUACUUCCCUUAACUUUCAUUAAUAGUGUUUACAUCUUUUGUCAGCACAGCAAACUUUUAGAAAGUAAUAGUUUUACUUAUUUUUAUCUUCUGUUUUCUCUUUGUACUGCUUUGUCUUGCAUUGUGUUCCAACACAUGAGACUUACUGCUCACUGAAUUUUGGAGUCUUUUAGAGGUAAAUUGUGGACUCAGGAUUUUUUGAAACUUGGUGUGUAACUCUAAAUCUUGUAUAUGCAUCUUUGUUGCUUAUUACAUAUUUACACACACAACCACAAAUUUUAAACUUAUGAUGAAAAUUUACAAUAACCUGAAAGAUCCAGAGAUGUAUGAGAGCAUUUUGUAACUUGUUAUUCAGUUACUAAAUUUGAGGUGAAUAAUUAAAAAGAAAAGGACAUUAGGAGAGUGAAAAUCUUCUCUUCAAAUAAUCUUUGAUAGAUAAAAAUGGAAGGUAAGAUGUUUCUAGAUAGAAUGUUUUCAUACAAUUUCAGCUUCAUAUCAUAAAUUUUUCUGGAAAGCUAUUUCAGACAUAGAUUUCAUAGUAUUUUUCUGAGAAUCCUGUGAAGGAACGCUGUCUCUUUGCAAAGUAAGGAGGACUAAGGGAAAAUGAUGGUACCAUGUAACAGAAUGAGAGCUAAUUCCAAAUUAGCAACUUCAUCCUGCUUUCUAUUUUACAUUGAGUAAAGUUUUAAAAAGACAACAGUCAAGUUGAUUUUGAUUAGAAGAUAAAAGUACAUAAUGAAAAUCCAUGGCCUUAUUUGGAAUAUAUAUCACUUUCCAAAUUUUAUUAUUUAUUUGAGAGUUAAUAAGUUAAUGUUAUUAAGCAGUUAAUAAUUUAUAUGUAUGGAUAUAAUAUAAAAUGAAUUCAUAUAAUUAAAAAGAAUUUGGUUAAUAAGAAUUUGGAGAAUGGAAAAUACAUUUUUAGGUUCCUUAAUUUGGCUGUUGGUACCUGUGUAUUUGGAAUAUUUUAGGGGAUUCGAAUUUUUUUUAACCCACAUUACAGCUACCUUCUAGCUUUAGUAUGGUAGUGCUUCAUUCAACUUUUGCUGUCAGGUUUUUAUUUUCACCUUUUUCUGUGCCACCAAUUCAAAAGUUAUAGGAUUAGGAAAUAUAAAUUUAUAUUUGGUGAUUGGCAGCCUCUGAAAUGUUAGAUUAAUUUGAUCUAGUUCUAAAGUGCUUUAGUCAUAUAUGAAUUUAAACCUAGUACCAUCCAAAACCAUGUAAUGGAUUUUAAGAAUCUGUUAGGCCUUCUUAGCCUUUAUACAUGUCCCUACCUGAUUUUUACUGUCCUUCAUGAUCCUGUUCUUGAAAACUUCAGUUUGUAUUUGAGAAUCCUUUAAAUCUCCUUCCAAUUUGUUUUCUCCCUGAAGUAAUAUAAAAGGAAGUAUUUAAGUGAAAGUUUAAGAGUUUUAAAACAUUCUUUAAAAUUAAUACAGAUAGUUAGCUAUUUAUCUUUUAAAAAUAAACUAAGGUAAAAAACGUGACACUUUACAUAUUUCAUAUUUUUCAUAUAGUCUGGAGGUAUACACAGUUGUUUUGUUUUUAACCACGGUAUUGAAACCUUUAAAAGGUAAUUAAGCAUUUGGUCAAGUAAAUAUAGAACAUUUGUAUAAAGAAAGAAAUGAAAUUGUGCUUAAUGUUAUAUACUGUUAUUAUUUGCAGGCUGGUUUUAAUUCUUAAUUUGAUUAGCAAAGCUAAAAAAGUGGAUGUUGAAGUUGAAAGUUUUAAAGAGGUACAAAAUCUUACAAGGACAUAAAUUAUUAUUUGGUUGAAAAAUAGCCUAUUAGAUAUUGUAUGUCCCUUCCUCUGUACAAAUUGUAAAAUACUUAAAAUAACUAUGAAGAAUUCAUAUAGGAAGUGUGAUACUAUUGUAAAUGUGUAUUUGAGAAUAUGCAAAAAUAAAAAUAAUAUUUUACUGUUAAUAAAUGUUUACUUGUAUAUGA